Molecule: messenger RNA, 1139 nt
Organism: Pteronotus mesoamericanus
Lineage: Eukaryota; Metazoa; Chordata; Mammalia; Chiroptera; Mormoopidae
Gene: ALKBH2
Product: alkB homolog 2, alpha-ketoglutarate dependent dioxygenase
Exons: 4
Coding region: 210-992 (260 amino acids)
Biological process (GO): DNA alkylation repair; DNA repair
Molecular function (GO): ferrous iron binding; cytosine C-5 DNA demethylase activity
Source: RefSeq, a predicted model, not a curated record
GUGGCCUCUUUCCCGCCCCCGCCUUUCUACUGUGUUUGCGGGAUUCGAACUACGCAGGACAUGAAAUGGAAACUUGAAAACAAUAAGGAGGAACCCUGCUGUGAAUCACUUUGCCAUAGAGCAAAUUUUUGUACCUGGGACAGGGCCUGGGCAAUGUCUGUCUCUUUGCCCCACCACUGACUCCCAGGUCUUUGCUCUGCGGAGACAGGAUGGACAGAUUCCUGGUGAAGAGGGCUGGAGGGGACCUUUUGGGAAAGAGGGAGCAAGAGCAGACAGGAAAAGGCCCAGUGGGGUUGGGAGAAGACGAGGAAAGCACCAGGAAGAGGCCCAGGAGAGACACCGUGGGGAAGGGUGCCAACGUGGCAGGCCCCAGCUGGCGACACAUUCGGUCCGAGGGCCUGGACUGUGAUUACACAGUCCUGUUUGGCAAAGCCGAAGCGGAUGAGAUUUUCCGGGAGUUGGAGCAAGAAGUAGACUAUUUCACAGGUGCACUGGCCAAGGUGCAGGUGUUUGGGAAGUGGCACAGUGUGCCAAGGAAGCAGGCGACGUAUGGCGACGCUGGGCUGACCUACACGUUUUCAGGCCUUACUCUGUCUCCAAAGCCCUGGAUCCCAGUUCUAGAGCGAGUCCGGGAUCGUGUGUCUUUGGUGACUGGACAGACCUUCAACUUUGUGCUCGUUAACAGGUACAAAGACGGCUGUGACCACAUUGGGGAACACCGCGACGACGAAAGAGAACUGGCGCCCGGGAGCCCCAUCGCCUCCGUCUCCUUUGGGGCCUGCAGAGACUUCUUCUUCCGGCAUAAAGACGCCCGAGGGAAGAACCCCGUCCGGAGGGUGGAGGUGGUCAGGCUGCAGCUGGCCCACGGGAGUUUACUUAUGAUGAACCCCCCGACCAACUCGCACUGGUAUCACAGUCUCCCCGUCCGCAGGAAGAUUCUGGCUCCGCGCAUCAAUCUGACGUUUCGUAAAAUUCUGCCUACUAGAAAGUAAAAAUGUUUUCAGUUAGCACUUCUGUUUUCUCCUCCUCUCUCUACUAGAAGACGGAUGUGGCAUUUCCUUUACCAAUGGGGAAAGAAAAGGUGUAACAUUACACAACAGAAUUCAGAAAGAGGAUGUUUAUAUCAAAUCAGUGAAUGA